This is a messenger RNA of Zea mays, 2077 nucleotides long. Its product is annotated as putative protein kinase superfamily protein. The coding region runs from base 876 to 1475 and encodes 199 amino acids. NCBI's taxonomy places the organism in Eukaryota, Viridiplantae, Streptophyta, Magnoliopsida, Poales, Poaceae. Gene Ontology annotation, biological process: protein phosphorylation. Gene Ontology annotation, molecular function: ATP binding; protein kinase activity. The transcript has a single exon. The record is from RefSeq and is marked provisional.
CGCGAGGCGGCGGGCUGGCCACCCAAAAGCUCGGGGCGCCCAUGCUCCGACCAUUGCUCCCGCCGCUAGCUCGUCUCCGGCCCCUGCCUAUUCAUUCGUCUCUCCCAGCAGCUCACCGUCGUGCCUCCUCCAUCGGCAUCCACCCGGCCGAGAGCACAACGUGUACCGUCUCUCCCCAGCGUGCGCGCGCGCGUGGUCGGAGGCUGCCGUCGCUCGCGUCGGCCGCCCCCGCCGGCCAGCGAGAGCGAGGGACAACGACCGACCGACCGACCAGCUCGAGGUGAAUGAACAGCCGCAUACCGUUCCUCCAGAAAAUGCACCGCUGGAUCAUCCCUAGCUGCGGCGACACCCGCCAGCCGCGCCCUUCCUCCCGCCAUCGAGGUAUGCACCAUGACCUCAAGGAGCUGGCGUCUGUAAAAUGCUCGACGUAUGUGAUCUGUGCGUUCCCGAUCGCGCGCGGCGCACGCGUGCAGAUGCGUUCCCGAGGCCGGCGUCGGCGUCGGCGUCGGCGUCGGCGGCCCCGUCCCCUCAGAAGCUGAGGAAGGUGGGGUCGGAGGGGACGCUGGUGCUGUCCGUGCCCAAGGACGUAGAGGAGAUCCGGACCAUGUCGGCGUACGGCCGCCUCAAGCUCUUCACCUACCACGAGCUCAGGAAGGCCACCGGCAACUUCAACCCGGGGCAGAUCGUCGGCGAGGGCGGCUUCGGCGUCGUGUACAGAGGGGUCAUCGACGGCUCCGUGCGGAAGGGCUACCCGUCCACCGCGGUCGCCGUCAAGGUGCUCAACCCGCAGGGACUCCAGGGUGACAGGGAGUGGCUGGUAUGGUCAGGGCUCUGGCACCGAUCCAUCCAUCUCUGCGCGCGUGCAAGCGUCAUGCAUGUGUUCCGGCCAUCCAUCUCCAAUCUCACCCCCGACCCGACGACGUGACGUCCAUGGACGUGCUUGUGCGUGCGUGCAGACGGAGGUGAGCUACCUCGGACAGUACAGCCACCCGAACCUGGUGGAGCUCAUCGGCUACUGCUGCGAGGACGACCACCGGCUGCUGGUGUACGAGUUCAUGGCCAAGGGCAGCCUGGAGCACCACCUGUUCCGCCGCUCCUGCAGACUCUCGUGGACGACGCGGGUGGCCAUCGCGCUCGACGUCGCCAGGGGCCUCGCCUUCCUCCACGGGCCCGACCGCCCCAUCAUCUACCGGGACUUCAAGAGCUCCAACAUCUUGCUCGACGCGGUUUGUUCGUUUUUAUUGCAUGCGUUGGCGUACGAUCGAUCGUCAGUUCACAUUCACCCCGGCCUGCCGGUGCCGGUGACCACCAAUUAUAAAGCACCAGACUCACCACCGUGCCUCUCUCGAUCUGCCAGAAAUUCAACGCCAAGCUGUCGGACUUCGGGCUCGCCAAGGAAGGGCCGAUGGGCGGUGAGACGCACGUGUCCACCAGGGUCAUGGGCACCUACGGCUACGCCGCGCCGGAGUACAUAGCCACCGGUAGGUAUCUCCGAUCCUCCACCACCUCCUUCUUCUUCCCAGACGUAGAUGAGAUCACUGCCUGCCGGCGUCCGGCGCUCGCUGCUGCAACGAUAGUAUGCAAUGCAGGGCACCUGACGGUGAUGAGCGACGUGUACGGCUUCGGCGUGGUGCUGCUGGAGAUGCUGGUGGGACGGCGCGCGCUGGAGCCGAGCCGGGCGGGAGGCCGCGACGGCAGCCUGGUGGACUGGGCGCGGCCCAUCCUUAUCCGGCCCAAAAAGUUGGAGCGGAUCCUGGACCGGCGGAUGGGCGAGGUCUGCUCGGAGAUGGGCCUGCAGCGCGUGGCCCGCCUCGCGUACGACUGCCUCAGCCAGAACCCCAAGGUCCGGCCCUCCAUGGCCAGGGUCGUCACCACGCUCGAGGCAGUCCUCGCCGCCGGUGCCGGUGCCGCCGACGCCGCGCCGCGGUGAGACCGGAGGUUGAUGUAGGUAGUAGGGUCGGCAUACGGAUUAAUUAGGUGCGUACGGGUAUAUGCUUGGGCGGAGGAGGCAUGUUUAAUUUGGUGUAAUCAUUUGAUCGAAUCGAUUAUUCAUGGAGUUUAAAUAUAUUAAAGUUGU